GCUGAGCAACGGAGGGGGAGAAGGCCGACGCGCACAGCCAGACUGUACUGCAUCAGCGGCAGGGCUGGGCUCUAACCACCAACACACCCUCGACAGCAGCAAAUACUAGAAAGGAAAAAGGGAUGGCCUAGCUGUGUUUUGUUGGCAGCAGUCUAUCAUCAGUGAGAUACCCGGACCAGAGGUGUGUACCAGGGGCAGACACAGGUUGCAGCGAUGAGUGUGACCUCCUGGUUCCUGGUUAGCAGUGGGGGGACACGCCACCGACUGCCUCGGGAAAUGAUCUUCGUUGGCCGUGAUGACUGUGAACUAAUGCUACAGUCCCGCAGUGUGGAUAAGCAGCAUGCAGUCAUCAACUACGAGCCAGGGACUGACGAACACAAGGUCAAGGACCUGGGCAGCCUGAAUGGGACCUUUGUUAAUGAUGUUCGCAUUCAGGAACAGAUGUACAUCACUCUGAAGCUGGAGGACAAGCUGAGGUUUGGAUAUGAUACCAACCUGUUCACAGUAGUUAGAGGAGAGCUCACAGUUCCUGAGGAGGCUCUGAAGCAUGAAAAAUUUACCAGUGGCCUCCAGCUCAGCAAGAAGCCAGCGAAUGGAGAAACCACUACUACCACAACCACUAGCAAGUCUCCCACUAAAACCCCCACAAAAACACUCAAGUCUUCAAGUGGCAGUAGCCAAAGGCCAGGAGGGAGCAGAGCAACAGACGGGGUCACUUUGUCCCAAGAUCCACCAGCAAAAUCUGUGGAUUCUCACAAAACAGAGGAGAGGUUGGGAGGGGAUGUUGCAGCACUUCCUCGUGGCACCCCCCUGUAUGGCCAGCCGUCUUGGUGGGGGGAUGGGGAUGCAGACGAUGAGAACUCCUUCAAACAGGAAACAAAGCCAUCCAACAAAAAACAUGACAGCUCCAUGUCAGACAGCAAAGAGGGGCGUCGAGGGGAGAAAUCUAAAGAGGACGGCUUUCAUGCAGCCACCACCCACGAUUCCAGUUACUUUGAGAUCCCCACCAAAGAGGGUCACAUGGCCAAUAAUGGCAUCCAUGAGAUUCCCACCAAGGACACAGAGGGCACCACUACUCACUCCACAACAGCUCAGGGUCACGCCUCCUUCACCAUAGAAUUUGACAACACAUCUCCUGGGAAAGUCACCAUUAAGGACCAUGUGUCAAAGUUCACACCUGACCACCACAGAUCUCGCUCCAAGAAGAGUGGAACAGGAAGUGGAGGAGCAGGAGGAAGAGACUUAAGCACACUACAAGCUGCUAUGAUGGCAUCAGAAAGUAAGGUGGCAGAUUGGCUGGCCCAGAAUGACCCCACUCUGGUGCGCAGCGAGUCCACAGAGGAUGACAGCAAAAGCAUCAAGAGUGACGUACCGGUCCAUCUGAAAAGACUUAAAGGAAGCAAGCAUGAGGAUGGCACCCAGAGCGACUCUGAGAAUGGGCUGGGCCUGCGUUUUGCCAAUCGUCGCCACGCCUUGGAGGAACGACUGAAAGCAGCCCACGGCAGCAUUGGAGGAGGAGUGGGAGGAACUGUAGCAGGAAAUAUAUCAGUGAGCGGGACAAGAGGAACAGGCUCCCGUACUGCCUUUAUGAUUGAGUUCUAUGACGAGGAAAACCCUCGUAAGCGCCGGUCCUAUUCAUUUUCACAGACUGCUCCCCUACAGGUGGGAGGAACAGGUGGAGAGGGCUUGUGUCCUCAGCCUCCUUCCCACCCCAAGGUGUUCAGCAUUUCCACAUCUGCUGCAUCAGCCUCAGACACUGGUAAGGCUCCUAUACCAGCCACAGUGACUGCAGGUGCUCCUACAGCUGCCCGCGUCCUUCUCAAGCAGAGGUCAGAGGACCCAAGUAUUGGUCGCAGCUCAGCUAGUACUGGUCUAGCAACAGGUAGCCCCACCACUCCCAGCGAGGACGCUUCAGUUGUUGGGAAAGGGGGGGGGACUGCUGGAGGUGAUGCAGAGGAUGAUCAUAGUGAUAAGGGGACUUACACUAUUGAGCUGGAGAACAGAAACCCAGAGGAAGAGGAGGCCAGGCGCAUGAUAGAUAAGGUGUUUGGUGUGCAGCAGAACCAGGAGUCCUCUAUUCUGUCAGACCUUAAAGCAGAAGUAAAAAGAAAGGAGACAGGAGAGACUGGGAAAGAGGCUCUUCCUGGUGACACGAGCUGGGUCUCUGAGUGGGCAAGUCUAGCAGCCAAUCACACUAGGACGGACCCAGAGGGCUCAGGAGCAGAGACAGCCGUCUUCCUGCACAAAGAGAGAGCUGAUGCCAUUGAGCCUGGUGCAUCCCUAAGCAGAGGUGAAUCCUCCUCGAGUUUGACUGACCGUAAACGCAGGACCCUCCCCCAGCUCCCUGUCGAUGACUCCCGGGCUAAAUCCAGCACCAAAGCUCAAGGAGUAAGAUCUGAGAUUGGGGAGAAACAGGACACCGAACCCCAGGAAAAAGAGAACAAGGGAGACGGGGAGUCCCUGACUCCCAUUGGGGACGUUGAGAUGACCAGUAAACGGAAACAAGGUUCCACAUCUUCUCCAUCCAAAGCUCCUGCCCGGACCUCUGGCAGCACUGAGCGUAGGAAGAGGUCAGAGGAGCAUAAAGGAGGAGGAGGUGGUGCUGGUGAAGCAGGAGAGAAGUCUGGGAAGCCUCUAGUGCGCCAGGGGAGUUUCACUAUUGAAAAGCCAAGUGGUAAUGUUCCUGCAGAGCUUAUCCCUCGCAUCAACAGAGGCGGCAACGGGCGUGAACGCAGUGACUCAGUGGGCAGCAUGGAUACUGCUACGCUCCUGAAGGACACUGAAGCCGUCAUGGCAUUCUUGGAGGCCAAGCUAAGAGAUGAGAACAAACUUGACCAGAAAAGCAGUAAAACUGGCCACACCACACAGGGUUCAGGUUCUGGCUUUCCUGCUCGGACUGACUCCAUCUCUCCUGAGUCAGAUGUGGAUACAGCCAGCACAGCCAGUCAUUUGGCUGGGGAGGCGGAAAGGAAAGGAUUGGUUAGCGAACAAAAGCGACGUUCCCUUAGCAGUAUGCACCGGGAGAAAAGUAAUAUGAGCACAGCAUCGAAGACCAGCAUCACCAGUGCAAGUGCCCGUGAACGCCUUGAACGGAAGUCUAAAACAAAAACUGUAGAAGCUACUACACGCCGCUCUGUUCAGGCAUCCUCUGCCUCCUCCAGAGCACGUCAGCCUUCUCUGGACCUCACUGAUGAUGACCAGACUUCCUCAUUCCCCAUUUCUGACAAUUUCUCUUCAGACCAGGAAACCUAUUCUGGACCUUUGGGGCAUUCCAAACUCGACAGCAGGUCUGCUAAAACCUCUACCAGCAGCCACCCCAAAACCAGCCGCUCUCUCCAGGCAGCCACAACAUCCUCACUCAACAAGCAGGCUUCAUUGCCUCAGCCACGGCCUACAAGAGCCUCCCUUCUCCGCCGAGCCAGGCUGGGAGAUACAUCUGACACAGAUCUCGCUGAUGCAGACAGGGUGUCAGUCGCUUCAGAGGUGUCCACCACUAGCUCAACCUCUAAGCCGCCGUCCGGUCGGAAGGGACUGUCGAGGCUGGACAUGCUGGCUCAGCCUAGGAGGAACCGUCUGGGCUCCAUGUCAGCGCGCAGUGACUCAGAGUGUACAGUGACACGCAGCUCCACCUCCUCACCACGCCUGUCAGCUGAGACUGCUCUGCGUCUGGGCUUACGCUCAUCAACCCCAACAGAGAACAGGCUGACACCAAGAAUGAGGGCUAACAGCGUGUCCAAACUGAAUGAGGCCAAAACAAAGACUGCUACAGCUGGUUACUGUUCUCCCACAGAAAGCUCUCAGCCUGAUCCUGAGGGUGGUGAUGCUGAGGAAGAACUACCGGUGUCCAGUAGCAGUAGGUGGAGACGCCUGCCUCCAGAGUAUGGCUCCACUUCAGAGGAAGAGUUUGGUUCCAACCGUAACUCUCCAAAACAUGGAGGACGCUCCCAUGUGCGGCCUCAUCAUCUCGUCCCACACCGCAGCUCAAGACUCGGUACCACUGCAAGCCCCGGCUCCAGUGUAGUGACGGGUCCUGGUGGAGUUGGUGUCAAACACCGCAUGAAGGAGCAGGAGGAGUAUAUCAGGGACUGGACUGCACACAGUGAGGAGAUAGCAAGGUUAUUCCCAUGUGUGCGCAGGAUCAGCCAGGAUCUGGCUAAGGAUUUGGCCAUCUUGGCUCGUGAGAUACAUGAUGUAGCUGGUGAGAUUGACUCGGUUAGCUCAUCUGGCACAGCACCCAGUACUACUGUCAGCACCGCUGCCACCACCCCUGGAUCAGCUAUUGACACGCGGGAAGAGGUAGGCCCUGCACGUCCCACGCAGCCGGAAAUACAGGAGAGCAUGAGAAAGUUGGUGGAUCGAGUGUUUGAUGAGAGUCUCAACUUCAGAAAGAUUCCACCUGUGAUUUCAACCAAUAAGGCUCCAGAGAUAAACGGCAAGCCAGUAGAGCUCCGUCCUCGUGCACCUGACAGUCUUGAGCCCCGAGCUCUGAGAAGGCGCACCUGGAACAGAGAGGAUGCCGUGUUAGACAGCCUGCUGCUCAACUCAGUUUCUCAGCUCUCCUCCAAGAUCAGACAUUCAAUUGACAAAACAGCAGGAAAAAUCAGGAUAUUGUUCAAGGAUAAGGAUAGGAACUGGGAUGACAUUGAGAGUAAACUCCGAUCAGAGAGUGACGUACCUCUCCUGAAAACCUCCAACAAGGAGAUAUCCUCAAUUCUGCUCGAAUUAAAGAGAGUUGAAAAGCAGCUUCAAGUGAUCAAUGUGAUGGUCGACCCAGAUGGAACUCUGGAUGCCCUGGCAAGCCUUGGUCUGACCAGCCCAACCACCCCUACCAAGCCCCAAACUGCCAGUACAACCUCCCUGUCUGCUACCAGCCCUGGGUCUGCACCCCAAGCCAAAGAAUCACUCCCUGAGAUCUUACCUGGGUCUGGAGUAACAACAGCCAAGGCUCCGGCUGUUUCUGCCAACACAGAAGCAACUGCACGGGACUCCACUGUUGGUUUAGGGUUAACGGGAGGAGUUGGAGGGCUGCCCUUCAACCGCAUGCGGCCAAGCGGAGAGGAGGCCAUCGCACAGAAGUGAACAAAAGGUUUCCUGAAGUUGUUACACGAAUGAAUACCAUGGAGUCUCGAUUGGAGUGCAGUUAGAUAAUGAUGUGUUCACAUUAAUCAAGCAGGAAACAGAACUAUUUUAACAGUUGCCAUUCUGUGCAGUAUAUUAAUGAAGGAUUAUUGGUAUAAUAUGAACAUACCUUAAAGUGUUAUCAGUCAGUCAGAAAUGAAGCACUUCAAAUGACCUUAAGACUCACAAUGCAACCCCAAAUGAUGCAUUAUGGAUACACCUUAGACGAUAAGCCAGCUAACAAAUGGACAGUAAUAUUUCAAGUUUCUCUAUUUUAAACUCUUUGCGCUAACUUGCUGACCUGACUUCCUGAUGGACAGAAGACUACCUGGCUGCUCACUCAGUGGACAGAUCUCUUUGGUUGUACAGUCUCCUUCUGUCUCCUCUUGCCUUCUCCAUGUGUCUGGACCCUACCUAUACUAAGGACAUGCCUUAAAACGCACCCUCCAUAGUAGCAGCUCCUUCUCUCCUCAAAUAAUAUUCAAAAGACUUUAUGAAGUACCUUUCAGAAAAACAUAAUGCAUUGUAAGAUAAAAAUCUGCAAAAUAUGAUCUGUUCACUCUAUUGUAUAAUGCAACACACCACACUGAUUCAUGAAAGAAUAUUUCAGCAGCCUUAAAUCAAAGACAUGCUCCGUUUGCCUGAAACUGUUCACAAAUCAAUCUCAAGUUGCAAAUGUUUUCAUACUCCAUAACUCAAACCGUCCACUGGAGCAUUUCUAAAACUGAUUCUGUUGAAAAAAAAUUUAGUGCCUCCUCCUUUCCCCCCAGUAUGUUUGACACUUUUGCUUUUCCCUGUAGUGUUACACUAGGUGUAACUCCAGUAGCAUGUACAGGACCGAGCGGAGAGCUUUCCUCCUGAGAGUUGAUGUCUGUGUCCAUCGUACCAGUUCUAAGUUUUUGUUGUUUUUUUAACUAGAUUAAGAGUAUUCUGGAAACCAAUGUUCAUUCUCACUCAAAAUAACCACUUACCAAAGUUCACAAGAGUAAUGAUGACAUUUUCAAACCGUUGCGCCAUGUUGAAAUUCACCUGUUGUGCAAAAUCUUGAGAAUCUGUUUUAGAUAUCGCAGUUCAUCUUACACAUCUCAGCAUUUUCUGCAGUUUUCUCUGAAUGUUAACUCCAUUUUUCUGUCAACAAAUCAAAGAUUCAAUAAUUGUAUUUAUUUAUAAUGAAACUUAAGCGUAAUAUUUGCUGCCAUGUUGUUUUUACUUGUGUUGCCCUUUUCUUUUAGCAGUAGACACACUCAAGUGUCCUACUUUAUGAUUCACACUUUGAUUUCUUUCUACUUUUCCUUGCCAUGAUGAUUUGACAUUUCUGAGAAAAUCACAUUUUCAGCUAAAUGUUUUAUAAUUUUAAACUAGUUGUGUUGUUUUCAUUAUGAUACUUUAAAUUCUGGAUACAUUUUAAUUUCUCUUACUGUCAAGCCAGUUCAAGCCCACAUACACAAAAUCAGAGUGUAAAACAGCAGCAACUGGUUUCGUUUAAUAUCUUGGUGGAAAAAGAAAAUGGGCAACUUUCAGUGAGGCCUUCUGCACUUUUAUCAGCAUGAAAUGGACACAUCUUAGAAUAAAAAUGCUCUUAGUAUGGCCUCUUACCAGUGUAUAUACUGUAGGUAAAUUGUUCUGUUACCACCUAAGAGGUGAAAUUCCAGCAUAGUGAAACUGGAAACUGCAGAGACGGAGUGGUUAACCUUUUUCUUAUUGACUUUGCUGCUUUUCUUUAAGGGGACUUAAAGUUUUCUGAGUCUCUCUUCAGCUAAUAGUCUGUGUUUUAGAGAAGAAUUUUAGAACUUAGAAACUUGCAGUUGUGAAUUUAGGUACCAGAAUUCAUGUUUAUUUCCUUCCCUCUUUACUGUACUGUAAUGUUCUUCAAUGCCUCCAAGUGCCCAUUUAGACUCUAGAAGGGCAUGGGUUCAAAGAAAAGAAAAAAUGUUGAAAGAAUCUCUUAUUUUGCACAUCAGAUUGUGGUGUUUUUUCCACGCAGAAGAAGUGAAGACACAGUGAAAGGCUGCAUCAGAUGUCAAAUAGCUUGACAAAGAGGAUAUCACUCUAGCUGAUAUCAGAAAUGACUGCCUUGCCUCUCUUGAACUUUUCUGUCUGUACAAACCAAGCCUCUAAUCGUGCCCCUCCUCUUUCCUGUUUUGUUAAAAGUGAAGUUUGGGGACUGUGAAUGCUAGGUACAUGUUUAUUUUUGAAGUUCUACAUGUGUCAUCUGAUCAGUGUUCUUUUUUGUUAUUUUUGUAAAGAAAAAAAAACAAUUUUAUUUAUUUUAUUUUGUUUAAUAUUUUGUGGAUGUUUCAUGUAUUUUAUAUUUGUUCCAACUACCUGCAUUGUUUCUUACUGAUUAAAAGAG
This is a messenger RNA of Cheilinus undulatus (humphead wrasse), 7471 nucleotides long. It is a transcript of the gene cep170aa, whose product is annotated as centrosomal protein 170Aa. The transcript is spliced from 23 exons. The record is from RefSeq and is a predicted model, not a curated record. Gene Ontology annotation, molecular function: protein binding. Bases 214 to 5079 code for a protein of 1621 amino acids. Lineage: Eukaryota; Metazoa; Chordata; Actinopteri; Labriformes; Labridae. Gene Ontology annotation, cellular component: centriole.